This is a messenger RNA of Telopea speciosissima, 414 nucleotides long. RefSeq lists its product as uncharacterized. The record is from RefSeq and is a predicted model, not a curated record. Bases 1 to 414 code for a protein of 137 amino acids. The transcript has a single exon. Gene Ontology annotation, molecular function: RNA-DNA hybrid ribonuclease activity; nucleic acid binding. NCBI's taxonomy places the organism in Eukaryota, Viridiplantae, Streptophyta, Magnoliopsida, Proteales, Proteaceae.
AUGGCAUUAGAGAUCAAGAAGCUGAGAGUCUAUGGAGAUUCAUCAAUCGUGAUUUGUCAAACUGAAGGGAAGUGGAAGACAAAGGAUGAAAAGCUGAAGCCUUACCAAGAACAUUUGGAGAACUUGAUCAAGAGCUUCGAUGAAAUCACCUUCGAAUAUUUACCGAGGGACAAUAACAAAUUCACCGAUGCCCUAGCUACUUUGGCUGCAAUGGUUGAAUGCACUCCAAAUACUCAAGUUCGACCAUUUUUGGUAGAUAGAAGGCAUGAACCGGCAUAUAAAGAGUCAAUAAAUGCUCUAACAACUGAUGGGAGGUUGUGGUCUGCACCCAUCAUUGACUUCAUCAGAGAAAUGAAAUAUCCUCCGAAUUUCACAACCAGUGAACAAAAGAGGUUGCAGAAGCAUGCCACAUAG